Messenger RNA from Suillus fuscotomentosus, 1233 nucleotides. Its product is annotated as protein serine threonine phosphatase 2C. Gene Ontology annotation, molecular function: protein serine/threonine phosphatase activity. Gene Ontology annotation, biological process: protein dephosphorylation. The transcript is spliced from 5 exons. NCBI's taxonomy places the organism in Eukaryota, Fungi, Basidiomycota, Agaricomycetes, Boletales, Suillaceae. Bases 1 to 1233 code for a protein of 410 amino acids. The record is from RefSeq and is a predicted model, not a curated record.
AUGUCCUACCCCCAGCGUUCUACCUGGCUUGAGUUUCUUGGCUUCCCCCCCGGCUACGGUCCUUGGACUUAUCGUGCUAUCCCAGAACCUUGGAUCUCAUCCGAGCUUGCACGUCUGGCUUCUGCACACGUCAUCAACAGUAAAACAUCCACGACGGGUUGUGUCUCCCUCCAGCCAAGCCCAGAUCCAGACGACCGCUCCCAGGAUCGCUUUGUCGUCCUGGACUGGGACGGAUGGUUGUUUUCUGCUGUGUUUGACGGCCACGGAGGGGAAGAAGCCGUAGACUAUGUCGUUCAGGAGCUUCCCUCAUUAAUCCACGCAGCUCUCGCCAAGGCUCUGGCCGAUGCAGGCACCGCACCCCCUGCACCCUCGACCGUCUCCACCCUUCUGCAGUCUUCUAUCCGAGCUGUUGAUGACGCCCUAACCGACAGAGUCAAACACCUCUUCCCUGAUGAAGCAACGCUCGCUGUCCUCACAGACGAACAAAUCAAGUCCACAAUUAACGGCCCCACAAACCCCAACAAUCUUGCCAUCUUGCGCUGCAUGCGUGGUACAACUGCCCUCGUUUCGCUCGUGGACCCAAAGAAGGAGAACCUCUGGGUAGCCAGCCUAGGUGAUUGUCAGGCUGUGCUCGGAGCUAAAAACUCCAAUGGUACAUGGGAUACGACGAUCCUCAGUGUAAAUCACAGUGGCAAGAACCCGGCCGAGGUCGCGCGUAUCCGCAAAGAACAUCCAAACGAAUCUGAAUGCAUCAAGUUCGACAGAGUUCUCGGCGCCAUCGCCGUCACACGAGCCAUUGGAGACCACAUCUUCAAACUCCCUGUGUCCUACACUAGACGAGUUUUCAUGAACUGCGUCCCCGGCUUUUCCGUCUCUUCCAAACUUGAACAUUUCCUCCCGCAUAACAAUCGCCGCCCUACCUCUAACGCAUCUCAAUCAUUCUUGAUCUUGUGCUCAGAUGGCCUCGUAGAUCUAUACGAACACACGAAUGCACGGAGACCUACUUUGGAGGAGAUUCUCACACAAUGGGUCCAUAUACUCGGCGAGCGUAUGGACAGUAGAGGUGCCAAGGUCAGCGACGGGGCGGACAAAGAGAAUGCAGCACUAGUGCUACUAAGACACGCGCUAAUGGCCGGAGGGGCGGAUGACCCGGACCGUCUCGCGCAGAUGCUCACAGUAGAGAUACCCUGUCGGUGGAUGGAUGAUACAACCGUACUUGUCCAGACCCUUUAA